CGUAUUCCGGUCAGCGCUGUGGAACUCCACGUGAACGCGACUGAACGUUGAAGUUUCAGUGAUUUAUGGUUCUUUAGAGGAGCUUUGGACGCUGAGGCCGACAGGAUGCUGUAUCUGAUCGGCCUGGGGCUCGGAGACKCCGCCGACAUCACGGUGAAAGGCCUGCAGGCGGUGAAGCGCUGCUCCCGGGUCUACCUGGAGGCCUACACCUCCAUCCUCACGGUGGGGAAAGAAGCGCUGGAGGAGUAUUAUGGGAUGCCGYUGAUCCUGGCAGACAGAGAUCUGGUGGAACAGGGAGCCGAUGAAAUCCUGAAGGACGCAGACGUGACCGACGUGGCCUUCCUGGUGGUGGGCGACCCAUUUGGAGCCACCACCCACAGUGACCUCGUCCUCAGAGCAGUGCAUGCUGGGAUACCRUACAAAGUCAUCCACAACGCCUCCAUCAUGAACGCCGUCGGCUGCUGUGGGCUUCAGCUCUAUAACUUUGGAGAGACGGUCUCUGUGGUGUUUUGGACRGAGACGUGGAGACCUGAGAGUUUCUACGAUAAAAUCUGUAAAAACAGAUCAGCUGGACUUCACACMCUCUGUCUGCUGGACAUUAAAGUCAAAGAGCAGAGCGUGGAGAACAUGAUGAGAGGGAAGAAGAUCUACGAGCCUCCUCGCUUCAUGACCGUCAGUCAGGCUGCUGAUCAGCUGAUUCAGAUCAUCCAGAGGAGGCGGGAGGAAGGGGCGGAGCUUGGUGUCACCGAGGACACGGUGUGCGUGGGUUUGGCYCGGCUCGGCUCGGACGAGCAGACGAUCCGGGCGGGGACGCUGCUCCAGCUGGCGUCCUGCGACCUGGGCGCGCCGCUCCACUCGCUGGUGGUGACGGGCAGGCUCCACCCCCUGGAGGUGGACAUGCUGCGCAUCAACGCCGAGCCGAACGCGCUGGAACACCUGAGCGCCGUCGACAGCUCCACCUUCAUGUCCUGACGCGUGGAGGCGGAGCUUCCUCAGAAAACUUUAGCUUGUUGUGGAGGAGCAACAGGAAGUGACUUUAAAAUAAUAAAGAUGAAAGUGAGCGAC
This is a messenger RNA of Austrofundulus limnaeus, 1065 nucleotides long. RefSeq names its product diphthamide biosynthesis 5 (gene dph5). Gene Ontology annotation, molecular function: diphthine synthase activity. NCBI's taxonomy places the organism in Eukaryota, Metazoa, Chordata, Actinopteri, Cyprinodontiformes, Rivulidae. The coding region runs from base 106 to 972 and encodes 288 amino acids. Gene Ontology annotation, biological process: protein histidyl modification to diphthamide. The transcript has 7 exons. The record is from RefSeq and is a predicted model, not a curated record.